Lytechinus pictus (painted urchin) is the source of this 3744-nucleotide messenger RNA. RefSeq names its product probable tRNA N6-adenosine threonylcarbamoyltransferase. The coding region runs from base 250 to 1257 and encodes 335 amino acids. The transcript is spliced from 14 exons. The record is from RefSeq and is a predicted model, not a curated record. Gene Ontology annotation, biological process: tRNA threonylcarbamoyladenosine modification. Gene Ontology annotation, cellular component: cytoplasm; EKC/KEOPS complex. NCBI's taxonomy places the organism in Eukaryota, Metazoa, Echinodermata, Echinoidea, Temnopleuroida, Toxopneustidae.
AAGGGCAAAAUGGUCCUUGAAAAUUACUGACAAACGUUCAUGAUCCGUUCACAUCUUCAGUCUUCAUACUGAAUUAAUUAUCCACCGAUUCUUUUCUUUUCUUUGUUUUUGUAUUUUUUUAUUGGACGCUUCGGCGACACUGUGAGUGUGUUUUCUACCUUUCCCUGCAUGCUGCUGUACCGGUACCUGUUCUAGUUCUACCGAAAAUUUUGUUAAUUUUCCGUGACAUAAUUAGUAUAAUAUCCGACAAUGCCUACUGUGAUAGGUUUUGAAGGCAGUGCUAACAAGCUUGGUAUAGGAAUCGUCAAAGAUGGAGAAGUCUUAUCUAAUCCCAGACACACCUAUAUCACUCCACCUGGUGAAGGUUUCCAACCUCGAGAUACUGCCAGGCACCAUCAACAGCAUAUCAUGUCUAUUUUGAGAAGGGCUUUAGACGAAGCUAAACUAACCCCAAAGGAUAUUGAUUGUGUCUGUUAUACAAAAGGUCCAGGAAUGGCUGCUCCUCUGGUGUCUGUUGCUGUAGUAGCGAGGACGGUGGCUCAACUCUGGAAUGUACCUAUCAUUGGAGUCAAUCAUUGUAUAGGCCACAUUGAGAUGGGGAGACUGGUAACAGGUGCUCAGAAUCCUACAGUGUUGUAUGUCAGUGGUGGUAACACCCAAGUAAUAGCCUACUCACAACAUCGCUACAGAAUCUUUGGUGAAACUAUCGACAUAGCUGUCGGAAAUUGUCUUGAUAGAUUUGCAAGAAUAUUAAAGCUUUCUAAUGAUCCAAGCCCGGGGUAUAAUAUUGAACAGAUGGCCAAAAAGGGAAAGCAGUACAUAGAGCUUCCUUAUGUAGUGAAGGGCAUGGAUGUUUCCUUUUCUGGUUUACUCUCAUUCAUUGAGGAUGUGGCUCAUAAGAAAUUAAAAACAAAAGAAUGUACCCCAGAAGAUCUGUGUUUCUCAUUACAGGAAACCAUCUUUGCUAUGCUGGUUGAAAUCACAGAGAGAGCUAUGGCACACUGUGGCUCAUCUGAGGUACUCAUUGUAGGUGGUGUGGGAUGUAAUAUGAGACUACAGAAGAUGAUGGGAUUGAUGGCUGAAGAGAGAGGAGCAACACUGUGUGCUACUGAUGAUAGGUACUGUAUCGACAAUGGAGCCAUGAUAGCCCAGGCUGGGUUAGAGAUGUUUAAUUCUGGUAUAACCACUCCCUUAGAAGAAACAUGGUGUACCCAGAGGUAUCGAACAGAUGAGGUAGAGGUUGCUUGGAGAGAUUGAUAACCCAACUCACAGACAAUAAGUUCACCUUUAAUGGGAGGACCUGGCUAAAUAUCUUUACAUGAAGCAGAGAAAUGGCACCAGUCUUCUGAUUGGACUGAUGAUGGAGACUUCUCUGGCCUGGUACGGCAUUUAUGAUUGGUUGAUAUCACGGAAAUGGUACCAGUCUUUUGAUUGGCUGAUGAUGGAGACCUAUUCUGGCCUUGAAGGGAGUUUAUGACUGAUUGAUUGAUGAAGACCACAUGGCUGACCCACUGCUAUAAGCCAUUUUGAGUCGAUCGUCCAUCGCAUACUUUGACUGUUAAAUAUUAUGGCUAAGUUCCACCUAGCUUGGGGGAAAACGGCCGACAACAUGGGUGAUUCCGGAAGUGAGCAAAUGGCCAUCAGCCACACAUGUGCAGUGAGUGGAAACCACAUGUAUGUCAUAGGGUGAUGGUGCAGAUAUCAACAUGAAAACUUGUUCCUUGCUCAAAUCAUUUUGUUAAAAAAUAUAUUUUUUCAGAGUCUUCAGUAUAAUGCUGGGUUUCCGAACUUUAGUAGAGAAUAGUGCUCAUCCCCAGUAGGUAUCCUCAGGGUAUAUGUUUAUCUAUUCUAUAUUCACAGGGUAGCUAUCAGCAGGGAGUUCAACCUCAAGCACCUUUUAAACUAAGGUAAAAGACGGUAGAUGCAUCAAACAAUUAUUUCAUGAGAAAGUCUUUUAAAUCAAUGAAGGUUAAUUGUCAAAAUAUUAUCAAACAUCAAGAUCUGGUACAUUAAUGUAAACUUAUCUUUGUAAAAUCAAGAAAUCUUAGUUCAAAAUCGAAAAUUCUGAUGAUCACUAACACAGAAAAGCAUAUGUGGGACAGUGAAUUAAUAUUGAGCACUUUUAGAAAUGCACGUCGACAUAGACGACUGAUACGAGAUGACGUCCACUAUCAGAAUCGAGGACGUCGCCACAUCCAUUUUGCGGUUCUCCUAAAUCAUAGUGGACGUGUACGUGUGUGACGUCAUUUUAACCGUUCAAGCCCAGCAAGAAGAUCAACCUUUCCCUUUUAAAACACAGUUUUCAGUGACUUUUCACAAAAUUAAUGUAAGUUGUACGAUGCAUUAUGUUUAUCAUAUUUGAAAUUGCUUUCUGAUCUCCAAACUAUAUAUCGAUAUAUAUCCUAACUCGCGUAAAAGGAAUCAAAGCAAGUGUGCACAAGUUGCACCUUCGCAUCACCCGACCGGGUCGCCAGGCGAUGGUACGCCAGACUUCCGGGUCGGGCAGCGUGUCAUGACCCGCUGGUUAUCGCGCUGUUUCACGUGGACGUACAAGUCGAGUGAAAUCUAAAGUAUUCGCAUCUGUAGUGAACAAGGGCAUACGACGAUGUUGACUCGAAUGUUCAGACGACUGCUACGUUGUUCUCGUUCACUGCUCCUAAAAGUCUCUAUUGCUUCGAAGAAUACCUGACAUUUGAUGGAAUUCUGUGCUUAUUUUGCUAAUUUCUCAGCAAUAACGUGUUUUCUUCCAGAGUUAUUAGGCACAUAUUUUUUUAUUUACACCUACAAACACUUUGGCGAUAAUUUCAUUGGAUUCUGUUCAAACUCAUUUUGAGAUCGUUACCACAACUGGUAUUUAUCUUUAUAAGGGGAAUUCAUUCUUGGUCAUAAAAUUUCAUGUGACAGAGGAGAAAAUAAGUUCAACAGAAUGGUGAAAGAAAUCUGACAUGCAAUAAUAAUAAUAAUAAAGAUUAAUUUAUUGAGCGCAUAAUACACAUAACCUCUCUCUAAUGCGCUUUACACGUAUACAUACUGGUAUGUACUUGUGGAAUCUGAAUUAAGAGAGUUAUGGCUGCUUUAAAAUGGAGAUCCCUAAGAAUGAAUAAAUUCAAAAUUCGUUAGACCUAGGAUUAUAAUAGAUAUUUUGGUUCAGAAUAAUAUGAAGUUAAGGAUUGGGGCUUAUUAGUUUUAGAGGUUAGAUUUUACAUUUCGCUUAAUGUCCAGAUUCUCCAUUUGAGCAAUUGUCGCUGGAGCAAAUGUCAUGGAACCGGUAGAGACAACUUUUCCAUAGGCCAUGUACUUAAUUGUCUUGUGAUUUUCUCUCUAGUACCUUUCCACUGGGGCAGUCAUCAAAAUAUAACACGGGUAGUAUAUUGUUUUUAUGUCCUCAUGAAAAAAAAUGUGAUAAAUUAAUCUAUAUAACAGAUCUAUCUUUAAGUUAUCAGGAGAAAUAAAACGGGAUGAAGGGGAUGAUGAAUGAGCUGAAAAAUUCCAUGCAGACAUAAAAAUCACUCUAUAUGGCAGUAAAGUGAAAAUUCAGUGCUUAUCUUGACAUGGAACUAGUUUGGUUUAAACAUUUUGACACUUUUUAACAGUUUAUUUUGUUUUUUUAAUACCCCAAGAAUGUACCCCAUGCAUGUAUGUACAUGUAUUACAUGUAUGUAAUUUGAUGUAAAUAUUCUGUCAGUAUUACAUUAAUUGUAUGUGGGGUAAAGUCUAUUAUGGAAUAAAUUACUUUUAAACAUA